Molecule: messenger RNA, 693 nt
Organism: Plutella xylostella (diamondback moth)
Lineage: Eukaryota; Metazoa; Arthropoda; Insecta; Lepidoptera; Plutellidae
Product: peptidyl-prolyl cis-trans isomerase H
Biological process (GO): protein folding; protein peptidyl-prolyl isomerization
Cellular component (GO): cytoplasm; intracellular membrane-bounded organelle
Molecular function (GO): cyclosporin A binding; peptidyl-prolyl cis-trans isomerase activity
Source: RefSeq, a predicted model, not a curated record
GCACAUUUGAUUUGUUUUUGUUGUUAUUUAACUACUCUAUACUCUCUCUUAUUCUCAACUCUCUCCAGAUUUUAACCACUGGAACAUUUAUACCUUUAACCAUGCCUACAUGGAAUCAGAUACAGUCGCAAUUAAGACAUCCAAACAACCCGGUUGUAUUCUUUGAUAUAACAGUCGGCACAACGGAGAUUGGGCGUAUGGUGUUUGAACUUUUUGCCGAUGUUGUGCCUAAAACGAGUGAAAACUUCAGAGAAUUCUGCACUGGCGAAUACAGGAGAGACGGCGUACCGCUCGGUUACAAAGGAGCAACGUUUCAUAGAGUUAUCAAGGAUUUCAUGAUUCAAGGAGGUGAUUUUGUAAAUGGUGAUGGCACUGGUGUGAUGAGCAUAUACGGUGGAAGCACCUUUGCAGAUGAAAACUUUGGACUCAAACAUGACUCACCGGGCCUGCUGUCUAUGGCCAACAGCGGCAAAGACACUAAUGGCUGCCAGUUCUUCAUUACAUGUGCAAAGUGCAACUUCUUAGACAAUAAGCAUGUGGUGUUUGGUCGAGUGAUUGAUGGUUUACUAGUUAUGAGGAAAAUAGAAAAUGUACCAACAGGACCGAAUAAUAAGCCCAAAAUACCUGUAACUAUAUCUCAGUGUGGACAAAUGUAAUGUAAAUAAAAACCAAUAAACUUAAAUUUUGCCUAUA